CCGGAAUAAACUCUCGAAUAGUAAGCUGCCUAUUAUUGACCUAUACCUAUCCGCUCACCUAGUGCCUCCAGGAUAUUACAGUGGCGACAGGUAGUGAUAAUUUCGCGUGUGCAGUAAUUUAAAUAAAUAAAUUAAAUGUCUAUCGGCAAGUUACAUGAAUUUAACGUCAGCAAUGGCGCAUGGUCAUCGUACAUGGAUCGCGUGGAAAUGUACUACAAGGUGAACAAAGUGCAAGACGAAAUGAAAGUGCCGGUAUUAAUUGCAGCGAUGGGAGAUGAGGCAUAUGAGCUGCUGGAGAACUUGGCCAGUCCUACAAAACCAUCGGAUCUAACUUUAAUUAAAAUAAAGGAAUUAAUGUCACAUCAUUUGCAGCCAACACCGUCGUCUUUAGCGGAAAGAUACCGGUUUCGACAAAGGCGGCAAAAUGUCGGUGAAAAUGUAUCUACGUAUGUGGCGGAGUUGAAAAAGCUGUCCAAGCAUUGUAAAUUUGGCUCAGAGUUAAAUGGAAAUCUAAGGGAUCAAUUCAUUUGUGGCUUAAUCAGCGACUUAAUUAGGCAACGGCUUUUUGCGGAGGACGACAACAUAACCUUCGCAAAUGCAGUCAAACUUGCAACAUCAUUGGAGGCAGCAGAGAGGGACGCGGCGUUAGUGGAGCAGGGAAAGGUAACGAGUUCGAGUGGGACGGGAGAUGCGCAGGCCGUUAUGUUUGCGAGUCGGGCGCGAUCGGGUACAUCUACAUUCAAUGGAGGACAAUUGCGGGCGCCGGUAGUUACGCAACAGCGGCGAAAUGCAUAUUUUAAUGGCCGGCAGGAGAGGCACUGCGACGCCUGUGGCGCGCGCAGUCAUAAUUACGCGAAUUGCAAGUUCCGGGACUAUGUGUGCAGCAAGUGUCAGCGUACAGGCCAUUUGCGGCGGGUGUGCCCGGACUGGGGCUCGGCACCGGGAACCGCGGGCCGUGGAGGAGCGCGGGCGCCGGCCCGGCGCGGAGGGGCAGCGGCGGCGACGCCGGCGCGGAGUGCCAUGCAUUUUGGGGUGGCCGAUCACGAACCGAGUGAGGAUUACGGCGGAGACAUCGAGGAAGAAUUACAUCACCUAUGUUUAAAUAACUACCCGGCGAUAUGAGGCGUUGUUCAGCGAUGGACUGGGCCGGUACAAGGGCGGCAAGGCGACCUUGAGGGUGCGGGAGGGCGCAGCACCGGUGUUCCAUCGCGCACGCCCGAUGCCGUACGCGCUGCGCGAGCGCGUGGACGCCGAACUGGACGCCAUGCUGAGCGCCGGCGUCAUCGAACCCGUCGACUGCUCGGACUGGGCGUCACCACUGGUACCUAUUAAUAAGCCGGACGGCUCCCUUAGAAUUUGUGCAGACUAUAAAACUACCUUAAACCCGUAUUUGUUGGUUGAUCGGUAUCCUCUCCCUAAAAUAGAAGAUGUUCUUGUAAAUUUAAAUGGCAAUAUGUACUUUAGUAAAAUUGAUCUUUCACAAGCGUACAACCAAAUUGAACUGGACGAGUCUAAAUGUUAUACGGUUAUUAACACCCACCGAGGGCUGUUUCAGUAUAACAGACUGGUGUACGGCUUAUCAUCUAGUGUAGGAAUAUUUCAGCGUAUUAUGAUAAAUUUAUUGGGUAAUAUACCUAAUGUACAAAUGUUUUUAGACGAUGUAAUUAUCGGUGGCAAAACUAAAUCGGAACAUCUACACGCUUUAGAAGCGGU
Molecule: messenger RNA, 1713 nt
Organism: Cydia splendana
Lineage: Eukaryota; Metazoa; Arthropoda; Insecta; Lepidoptera; Tortricidae
Exons: 2
Coding region: 136-1122 (328 amino acids)
Molecular function (GO): nucleic acid binding; zinc ion binding
Source: RefSeq, a predicted model, not a curated record